Gopherus flavomarginatus (Mexican gopher tortoise) is the source of this 1555-nucleotide messenger RNA. RefSeq names its product translation initiation factor IF-2-like. Lineage: Eukaryota; Metazoa; Chordata; Testudines; Testudinidae. The record is from RefSeq and is a predicted model, not a curated record. The transcript is spliced from 2 exons. Bases 84 to 1484 code for a protein of 466 amino acids.
UACAGCUGUAUUAGUACAGCUGUAUAGGGCCAGCGCUGCAGAGUGGCCACACUUACAGCAACCAGCGCUGCAAGUGGUGUUAGAUGUGGCCACACUGCAGCGCUGUUGGGCGGCUUCAAGGGGGGUUCCGGGAACGCGAGAGCAAACCGGGAAAGGAGACCCGCUUCGCCGCGGUUUGCUCUCUCGUUCCCGGAGCCACCCAGCAAACCGCAGGGAAGGAGACCUGCUUGCUCGGGGCUCCGGGAACGAGAGAGCAAACCGGGAAAGGAGACCCGCUUCGCCGCGGUUUGCUCUCUCGUUCCCGGAGCCACCCAGCAAACCGCAGGGAAGGAGACCUGCUUGCUCGGGGCUCCGGGAACGAGAGAGCAAACCGGGAAAGGAGACCCGCUUCGCCGCGGUUUGCUCUCUCGUUCCCGGAGCCACCCAGCAAACCGCAGGGAAGGAGACCUGCUUGCUCGGGGCUCCGGGAACGAGAGAGCAAACCGGGAAAGGAGACCCGCUUCGCCGCGGUUUGCUCUCUCGUUCCCGGAGCCACCCAGCAAACCGCAGGGAAGGAGACCUGCUUGCUCGGGGCUCCGGGAACGAGAGAGCAAACCGGGAAAGGAGACCCGCUUCGCCGCGGUUUGCUCUCUCGUUCCCGGAGCCACCCAGCAAACCGCAGGGAAGGAGACCUGCUUGCUCGGGGCUCCGGGAACGAGAGAGCAAACCGGGAAAGGAGACCCGCUUCGCCGCGGUUUGCUCUCUCGUUCCCGGAGCCACCCAGCAAACCGCAGGGAAGGAGACCUGCUUGCUCGGGGCUCCGGGAACGAGAGAGCAAACCGGGAAAGGAGACCCGCUUCGCCGCGGUUUGCUCUCUCGUUCCCGGAGCCACCCAGCAAACCGCAGGGAAGGAGACCUGCUUGCUCGGGGCUCCGGGAACGAGAGAGCAAACCGGGAAAGGAGACCCGCUUCGCCGCGGUUUGCUCUCUCGUUCCCGGAGCCACCCAGCAAACCGCAGGGAAGGAGACCUGCUUGCUCGGGGCUCCGGGAACGAGAGAGCAAACCGGGAAAGGAGACCCGCUUCGCCGCGGUUUGCUCUCUCGUUCCCGGAGCCACCCAGCAAACCGCAGGGAAGGAGACCUGCUUGCUCGGGGCUCCGGGAACGAGAGAGCAAACCGGGAAAGGAGACCCGCUCCGCGGUUUGCUCUCGCGUUCCCGGAGCCACCCAGCAAACCGCAGGGAAGGAGACCUGCUUGCUCUGGGCUCCGGGAACGAGAGAGCAAACCGGGAAAGGAGACCAGCUUGAUUACCAGAGGCUUCCUCCUUCCACGGAGGUCAAGAAAAGCGCUGGUAAGUGUCUACAUUGGAUUACCAGCGCUGGAUCACCAGCGCUGGAUCCUCUACACCCGAGACAAAACGGGAGUACGGCCAGCGCUGCAAACAGGGAGUUGCAGCGCUGGUGGUGCCCUGCAGAUGUGUACACCUUCAAAGUUGCAGCGCUGUAACUCCCUCACCAGCGCUGCAACUUUCUGAUGUAGACAAGCCCACAGUCUGUGCUCGGGCAGUGAUCCCCACC